AUGAAGCCAUCAUCAACAAGAAAAGAAGUAUACCAACGAUUAAUCAAAAUGACAAAAAAGAACAUACCUAAAGAGUUAAUAAAAAAAGAAAUUUAUAAUAAAAAUAAUUAUAAUUCUUUUAAAAUAAUUGAAGAGAAAAAUAAUAAAACAACAAACAUAUUAAAAAAGGAAAUCCAAUUAAUUAAAAUUGAUUCUAAAGAUUCAACAGAAGAAAUCAACCAAAGUUAUACUGAUGAAACAAGUAUAACUGAAGAAUGUCAGUGUGAAUAUUCUUUUGAAAAAUAUAAAGACAUGUUAUUAACAAUUAAAGAAUUAGUUAAAACAAUACACCCAAUAGCAAACACAAAAUGGAUUAAUAGAUGGAGUAACUUAAUAAUUCAUAAUUUAAUUUUUUAUGGAAUAACUGUUAAAGAAUGGAAAGAAAGUGAACAAUUUAGAGUAUUGAGUAUUGAAAAUUUACAAAGAAAAGUGGUUGAUCAAAUGAUUUUAAAAUAUAGAAAACAUGAAGUAAUAAUUAAAGCAAUAUUUGUAGACAAAGUAAGAAAAAUAAUAAGUUACAUUAAAGAACGUAAUAAAAUAACAAUUGAAGAUAUUUAUCCGUAUAUAUCAGUUCCAUCUCAUUGGGGAUAUUCUUUUGAUAUUGCUUUAUUUACAGAAAUAAUUGAAAAAGGAAAUGAAAUGUAUUUAGAAUAUAUCGAUAAUCCAAUUAUUAAAUAUUAUUUAUUAAAACAUUUUGGAGUAAUAGAUAGAGAAAAACAAAUUAAAAUUAUUAAAACAAGAUUAAAUUAUUUAACUUUAUUAUUUAAUAUAUAA
This is a messenger RNA of Entamoeba dispar SAW760, 813 nucleotides long. RefSeq lists its product as uncharacterized. The transcript has a single exon. NCBI's taxonomy places the organism in Eukaryota, Evosea, Mastigamoebida, Endamoebidae. The coding region runs from base 1 to 813 and encodes 270 amino acids. The record is from RefSeq and is a predicted model, not a curated record.